AUUCAAUAAUUUUUGAUAAAAUGGAAAAAUACCCUUCUUUUGACAAAAUUAGAAAAAUGGUGCACAACAAAAUUGACAACACGAGCUGUUUAUUUGAGAAGAUUAAGACCGAUUACCAGCAUAAGAAAAAGGACAAGUCGUACAUACAGAGCACGCUGUUCAGCGAGGGGAUACAGCAGCUGUUGCUGAGCAUUAUAAGUGAUAAUAAGGAAAGGGAGGAUGAUGAGGAGAGCAGUGGAGAUAAUUGCGUGUUUUGCUCGUAUGACCAUUUUAAAAAACAGUUCAGGGGUGAAAAGGGAAAGGAUGGGGACUUUUUUGACUCGUUGAGCUUUGAGAAGAGCGUGGUGCUCGAAAGUGCAGACGAGCUCAUCGAAGAAACAGCCGGUUUUGAGAAGAGCGUGGUUGUGCAUAGUGGAAUCGGUGCCGAUGAUCAUGCGGAUGACUGCUCUGCUGAUCUGGCACACAGGGAUAAGGCGGAGCCUUGCCGUGAAGAAGACAUGAAAAGAAACUCUGAUUGGAAUGAGUUUAUGGGCGGCAAGAUGGGGUGUGAGCAUUCGCAUCGCGACGUGAGGGACAUUAGAAAACUGAAAUUUACGCGUGGCAGCGAUUUUGGACAAAUUGGGGUGAAUUGCGGCGGUAGUUUUGAAAGUGAGGAAAAGCAUUGCAUUGCUAUGAAUGAGGGGGCAAAAUGCAGCACUUCCACAGAUGUAGAGGGAAGGCAUUGCAUUGCUAUGAAUGAGGGGGCAAAAUGCAGCACUUCCACAGAUGUAGAGGGAAGGCAUUGCAUUUCAAUGAAUGGAGGAGAUGGCACUCCCGUGCAUGUGAACAAAAAUGUUACAAAACACCGCACCAGCUCUUACGCUAGAUGCAUCACCAAUCAAAACUGCAACACCAGUUUCUUCAAAUCAGGCCAAUGCUCAGCCGAACGAAGCAUAAAACAAACCAAAUACGUGCAUGAAACUGUAAAAAGCACGAUGCAUGGCACGAACAUUUAUGCAAACAAGGUCAUCAACAUACGUCUCAAAAGGGGUGCCAGGAGUGAUGACAGUUCUGUCAAGGUGUAUAAAAACAAAAAGAUGCGUUUGAGCGCAGUGAGGAAAUUGGACAAUGCAACAGUUGGAGAAAAGGUAAGCGGUGGAGAUGUUGUGGCAUCAACGGUAAGAGAGUGUGUAAACGGUGACAAGGAAUGUGUGGGCAAGAGUGUGCUAAGGAUCGAAAAUACAAGAAAUUUGAAGAGAAAGCUCAGAAUAUCGGAAGGUGCCAAAAUGUUGCUCUCUGAGGCGGAUCGGUCGUUGCUGCUUGGUGGCGACUCGCACGGGGUGUGUGCUGUGGCGAAUGAGCGUGACAUGCGGAAUGAAGAUAAAUCACACGGAAUGUGUGCCGCGGUCAACGAGUACGAUGAGCACAACACGCUCAAAAGCAAAUUACUCGAUCUGAAAAGAGAAGAACUGUUCUUGAACAGAAAGUUGACCUUGAACCGUGUAACAGACGUGAACGCCGCCCAAAACAGUGCUGUAUCGUGCGACUUGUUUGGUACACGAUCACGUAUUUUCAAGAAACAGGGAAUAUUCUUAAAGGAGAACAAGCCGAUGCGCAGGAAAUCCCUGAAAAUAAACAUAAAGAAGAACAGAAAGAAAUACAAAAUAGAAUUUAAGGAUGACAGCAGCGUGUUGAGUUCGAACGAUAAGUGCCCUCCGGACGAAAACAUUUCGUGCAAUAGGGAGGUGGCUGAGCAGAUGCUCUCAGAGGCUGAACUGGUGAGCAUUCUCAAGCCAAAAACGCGGUACUUUUCAACGAUGAACCUAAAAGGCGUAAAGAAGGUCGCUGAGGCAUCGUUCUCUGAUGUGUACAAAUUCAAGGACAAGAUUUACAAAAUCAUACCGUUCACCGAAUAUUACACGAAGGAGGAGUUUCUUAGGGAAGUGUACGUGCUUAAGACACUGCAGAACGAGAAAUACGUGAUAAAAAUGCGGAAUUUCUUCCUGUGCAAGGGCGCGUACAACCAGCAUUUGUACACCGCAUGGGAUGCGUAUGCCAAAAAGCACAAAUCGGAGAAUAAGAGACCGAGUGGUUGUGGAAAAGGUGAAGAUUACGGCUGUUUAGUGAUGGAAGAUGCAGGCACUGAUCUUGAGAACUACCAGUUCAAGAAGAUAAGCGACAUUCUGUUCUUCCUCAAAAUCAUUAUUGAGUGUCUCUCAGUGCUUGAGUUUAAGUACCAGUUCGAACACCGGGACCUCCACUGGGGUAAUAUCCUGAUCCAGGACAACAGCAUGCGGAACGACAGUUUGUGUACGUUCAGCGAGAAUCUGCGCAAUUUUAAUUUGAGCAGCCGCUUCGUGACUGAGGAUAGUGCACCGUUCAAAGUGAGUAUAAUAGAUUUUGGGCUUUCGCGCCUUUCAACCGAUCACGGUCUUGUGUACAAGGACCUAUCACCCGAAAAAGAGCUGUUUGAGGGCACAGGCGACGAGCAGUACGAUGUUUACAGGCUGAUGAAGAAGAUAUGUUGCAACGAGUGGUCCAAGUUCAACCCGUUCACCAACGUGUUAUGGAUUAAAUACCUGGUCAACAAACUGAAGGACAAAGGCCUUGGCGAAGAACUGUGUGAUAGAAUAAUGAGAAUGGUUGUUGCUUCAGGGUCUGCCACCGAGCUAGAGCAGCAUAUGCAAUCGAUUUAAUAGAGUUCUUAUUUAUUGGAGAGGAGUAAUUUAUUAAAGAGUUUUAACGUAUUGUGGUUGUAGUGUGUGGAGGGAACGGUUUGUAUAUGUGUGAUAGAUUAUCAUUGUUGUUAGCGGUGCAACGAUUGUUACCUUUUGUGCGGAGCAGUGCAUGCUAAUGCUGGUUUUAUGUUCAUGAAAGAUUGUGUUACAUCACAGGCAUAUUUCACGUAUCUGCGCUCGGAGGGUUUGCCUGGUAAUUGGAUGUAGCAAUGAAGGCAUACUGAUAGGUUAAAAUGUGAUUGACUUAAGAGAAUACGACAAAUACAGCGUAAUGACAAUGCGUUGGUGACCACGAGUUUGUAUCGUUUUAGAUGUUCUUCUGGUGUAUGAGCAGUAAAUAAACGUACCGUUGGUAACAAA
This is a messenger RNA of Vavraia culicis subsp. floridensis, 3077 nucleotides long. Its product is annotated as haspin protein kinase. The coding region runs from base 21 to 2675 and encodes 884 amino acids. NCBI's taxonomy places the organism in Eukaryota, Fungi, Microsporidia, Pleistophoridae. The transcript has a single exon. Gene Ontology annotation, biological process: protein phosphorylation; intracellular signal transduction; mitotic cell cycle. Gene Ontology annotation, cellular component: nucleus; cytoplasm. Gene Ontology annotation, molecular function: histone H3T3 kinase activity; ATP binding. The record is from RefSeq and is a predicted model, not a curated record.